AUGAUAUGUGCACUUACUCUCCUGGAUGAUCAACUGGAAGUUCAAUUGUGUGCUGGGAAAGAAGGAGCAGGCCAUAAUCCUGUUGCCCAGAAAAACACCGAAAGGGAGUUACCAGUGCACAUGGUUAAGUUGCGCGAAAUGCUUGAAGUAACGGAACUUUUUAGUUAUGGUGCAUGUAACUUGUUUUAUCAAGACUUAAUUGCUGGACACAUAGAGUUCCGUGAAAUGUUUCGAAUUCAAACGGAAAUGUUGGAAGGCAACAAGCCCAAAUACCUAAAAAUUACACGAAAUUUCAACCUUAACUGA
Dentiscutata erythropus is the source of this 306-nucleotide messenger RNA. NCBI's taxonomy places the organism in Eukaryota, Fungi, Glomeromycota, Glomeromycetes, Diversisporales, Gigasporaceae. The record is from the annotation of a GenBank genome assembly.